Molecule: messenger RNA, 3540 nt
Organism: Calliphora vicina (urban bluebottle blowfly)
Lineage: Eukaryota; Metazoa; Arthropoda; Insecta; Diptera; Calliphoridae
Gene: Sb
Product: Stubble
Exons: 9
Coding region: 133-2904 (923 amino acids)
Biological process (GO): proteolysis
Molecular function (GO): serine-type endopeptidase activity
Source: RefSeq, a predicted model, not a curated record
CAUCUACUACUACUCAAGCAUACCUACACUUAUUUCCUUGUUCAUGUAUCGAUCGAUGACUUGAUGAUUGUGAUUGUGUGUAAUUUUAUAAUUGGAAAAACAAAAAACUUGAUCACUACAUCCACUUGAAACAUGAGGAGGAAUCGCUAUAGUCGGCAAUGGCUAGUCAAUAAAUACGAUGAUAAUGAUAAUAAUGAUCAUGAUGGUGCUAAUAAACAGACUGCCACGAGACAAAAUGAAAAUCAUCAAGCACCGAACUACAGCGCACACACUUUACGGCCUCAAGAAGCAAAUACAAAUGGUUCGGAAGCAUUUCAUCUCUUCAACAAACAUCUUCAGCAACAGACAAAUUUUCACACACACCCGCACCCUCAUCCGCAUGAUAGUAGUAAAAAUGAUUCGUUAUCGAAACGGAGGAGACAUUUAGAUUUAAAUAUACGUUGGCCUCUUAAUAAGUCCUGCAUCAACCAAAUACUAGAAGUAUUAUUAGCGUUAGUUUUAGUCAAUUGUCUAUUAUAUAGGCUAACGCAUUUGCCAUUGGCUUUGGCGGCCUAUGGGGAUUUACAACCGGCCAGAGGUUAUCAUCAUCAAGCCGAGGCGAGUGUUUUUAGCAGUAAUUUUCGACAUAGUGAAAGCUCAAUUUUAAACUCGAACGAGGACGAAGAAGAUUCAUACUUUCGACAGCCUCAUAAUAUUGGCGGUUCAGCCUUCGGCUACAAUGGCCUCCAGCUCCAACACAACUUGGACGACAAUUUGUUAAGAAGUCAAAAUUUCAAAAUUAGCCCGAAGCCCUGCUCUACGGGACGUAUUGAAGGAACCUGUAUGUUUGUCUGGGAGUGUAUAAAGUCCGAAGGCCGACAUGUUGGCAUGUGCGUCGAUUCAUUUAUGUUUGGCUCAUGCUGUGUUCACAACUACACCGAGAACAUAGUGCAGCAGAAUACAUUUUCAUAUACCAGACCCACCAAACCACUCGGUAUCGGUAGUAUGAAUCACAGGCCACGGCCGCCCCAACAUCCCCAUCGUCCUAGUAUCAGCGGUAUGACAACAAUAGAAAGACCACAUGGAGCCGGCACAUUGGUCAUAAGACCCUCGGGGCCACAUCAUCAAGGAGCGCUUAUAAAACCACAUCAUUCUAAGCCCCCAUAUGCAAGUACAGCUUUAUCGGCCUCAACAACAAGUACGACCUCAACCACCACAACAGAUGAUCCGUCCUUAUUGUGGACAUCGAAUUCCAUUUUGGGAGAUCUACAAUCAUCGGCUAGUAUUGCCUCAGCGACAACAAUUAAUCACCAGCAACAGCAACAACAACAUUGGCACUUGACGACCGAACCAAAUUUUAUUACAAAACCAAGGCCACCAGCAUGGGAUAAACCAUCAACACUGAGACCUAAACCGCCCAAGCCACCAAAGCCACCGAAACCCAGUAAAAAGCCUACAACGGCUCUCAAUUGGUUAACCCACCAACAACAACUGCAACAACAAUUAACACAAAAACCAUCAUUUAAUACGCAUUCGACCACAACGACAACGACGACUACGACCACUACAAAACCGAAGCCUUCCAAGAAUCCAGCUGAAUCAUUUUCAUCAACUGCUGCAACAACGACGUUAAUGAUGACGACAACAGCCACAAAAACAAAACCUCAGGUUGUUGCACAAAGUACUAAACCAACAUCAAAGCCAUCACCUAAUGCAACCAAACCCUAUACUAAACCUACCUCAAGCGUAAGCAGUAGUACAGCAAUAACAACAACAACAACGUCUACAACAUCAUCGUCAUCAACUUUACCAUCGACAUCAAUGUAUAUUCCUACAAAACCAUCAUCAACAACAACAACUUCUUCUACGACAUCUACAAAUUAUAGUCAAAAACCAACAACAGCAGCGGCGUCUAAGCCAACUACAACAACAGCUGUUUUUCCAACUAAAACAUCACAGAGACCAACAUCCUCUCAGCGACCUUCUACGACUACGACUACGACAACAACAACAACAUCCACAACUGCAGCGUCAUCAUCUCCGAACACGUUACCACCACAUCAUAAUCUCAGCUCAAUUGAAUCAAAUGAAAUUGGUGAUCACUUGGACAUUGAUAGCGCCACUAUUAAGACCAUAUCUGCCGCUCGUAGUGAAUGUGGAACACCCGUUUUAACGCGACCGGAAACACGCAUUGUAGGUGGUAAAAGUGCUGCGUUUGGACGUUGGCCUUGGCAGGUGUCAGUGCGUCGCACCUCUUUCUUUGGUUUUUCCAGUACACACCGAUGUGGUGGGGCUCUUAUAAAUGAAAAUUGGAUUGCAACAGCAGGACACUGUGUUGAUGAUUUAUUAAUUUCGCAAAUUCGCAUACGUGUGGGCGAGUACGAUUUCUCUCACGUCCAGGAACAAUUACCCUACAUUGAAAGAGGUGUUGCCAAAAAGGUUGUGCACCCAUUAUACAAUUUCUUUACAUAUGAAUAUGAUUUGGCUCUGGUUAAAUUAGAGCAACCACUAGAAUUUGCACCUCAUGUAAGUCCUAUAUGUCUACCGCAAACAGACAGUUUGCUAAUCGGCAUGAACGCGACAGUAACUGGUUGGGGUAGACUUAGCGAAGGAGGCACAUUGCCCUCUGUUUUACAAGAGGUUUCGGUACCAAUUGUUAGUAAUGACAAUUGCAAAAGUAUGUUCCUAAGAGCAGGAAGACAAGAAUUUAUACCGGAAAUAUUUUUAUGUGCUGGUUACGAGACUGGAGGACAAGAUUCUUGUCAAGGUGAUUCCGGUGGUCCUCUACAGGUAAAAUCUCAAGAUGGUCGUUAUUUUUUGGCUGGCAUUAUAUCGUGGGGAAUAGGCUGUGCUGAGGCCAACUUGCCUGGCGUUUGUACGCGUAUUUCAAAAUUCGUGCCUUGGAUUAUUGAAAAUGUAACGUGAUAAGCUUUCCACUAUCUAGCCACAAAUAUAAAAUAUUAUUAUUUUUAUUAUUAUUAUUAUUUUUAUUAUCAAUGAUUACUAUGAUUACUAAUCAAACGUGUAAAUAUCUAAAACUCAAUUGUUGAAAUAUUGUUUUAUUUUUAUUAUUUUUCUAAAAUUCUCAUUUAUUAUUCUUAUUUAAUUUACGUGUGAUUUUAUUUAUUUAUUAUAUGUAUUAAAAUGUAGUUAGACACAAUUAUUAUUGCUCAAUUAUGUAAUUCAAUUCUCAUCAAUGAAAUUCUAUUCAAAUUCUUCUCAAAUAAUUUAUAAAAAAAUUUAAAUCCAUUCCAGCUGUAUAUAGUAUUACAUAAAUACAUACAUACAUACUUACUAUACAUGAAUAUUAUGUAUUAUUAUUUAUAUAUGAAACAACAAAAAAAAACACUUGAGAGUCAUUUUUAGCUUAAAAUUCAAUUGUAAAGAAUUAUUGUAAUGUUUUCUAGUAUUAUUAAGUGAAUUUAUUUUUUAUUUAUAAAAAGGACCAUAAUAAUUAAAAUAAAAACAAAAAACAUAUAUUGUCUUGCCCAAAGAAGGAAAAAAACAAAAACAAGGAUUAUAAUUCAAUUAUAUAUCAAUAAAAAGUUUUUGAGUUAACAA